Molecule: messenger RNA, 5421 nt
Organism: Cephus cinctus (wheat stem sawfly)
Lineage: Eukaryota; Metazoa; Arthropoda; Insecta; Hymenoptera; Cephidae
Product: blood vessel epicardial substance
Exons: 7
Coding region: 829-2064 (411 amino acids)
Cellular component (GO): sarcolemma
Molecular function (GO): cAMP binding
Source: RefSeq, a predicted model, not a curated record
CCGUAUAAAUCGUGAGUGCUGUCGGCUACGAAGUGACAAUUCCCAUAGUGGUGCUGCUGGUAUGGUGGUUGUUUCUGAUGUCGUGGUGGUCUAGUGCAUUCACCGUUAAAUUUUCAGGAUUCUCUAGAACGUAGGCAGAAGAUCCGUUCAUGUUAAUCGGAAGAGUAAGGGACAUAAGAAACCGGAAAAGGAAGGGACAUAAGAAACCGGAAGUGAACAUCAGUCAGUGUAAAGAAGUAGGAAUAACAGUAAAAUAAUUACCAUGAGAUCCUUCUGCAAGAAGAGGGGGUUAGAGGACAAGUCGUUCUGAAGCUGAAUCGAAGAGUGACAGUUUGACCCCAUGGAAUGUCGUCGCGGCGCUCAACUUUCCCGAGGCUCAUCCUCGUGCUCCAGCUGGAAUCUGUCUCGUUCUUACGGUGUAUGAAUAGUGAUCGUGCCACGUGAUCGGCCGGAUAUAAGUGGAACCAGGUCGCCGGAAGUGGACGGGGGGUGAUCGGAAGCGCACCAGCCCUGUUGUAGCCGUAAAAGACGUUUCCAAGGUUGCUAUUAGUCAUUGGUGGUUAACGAGAAGCAAUAGUAUUACUGACAGUAUACUAGAUGUCGACGGUACUGAUGAUCUGGUGCUGAUAACCCAGUGAUUGGUGGUUUUAACGGUGAUUGGGAUUCACCUGGGUUUGGCUGUUCAGGAGGAAUUGAGGCCGACUAUGAUGAUGAAUAUAUAGUACAGGCUUGCCGGUCCUCUAAGUGCACGUGUGAUACAGACUGAUUCAGGCUGGGUGAUACGGAGUUGGAAGCUGCGGUGGUUUCCGCCGAUGUGGUGAUGCGGGGAUGUGGAUCGGCGUCGACCCAAUAGGAAGCCGAGACGGCUGGACCUGGGGAAUUGGACUCUCGUUUAUUGUACUUUUAUGCUGGUGCCACGUCGGUCAGAGUGACGCCAAUCUGACCGAGGGCGGCGUCGCGACGGCGAAGAACGUUGCCCCUAUUGCAAAGAAUAGCGGCACGUCCGGCGUCGUGUCGCCACCCUUGUCCGCCUCCUCGUCCUCCUCGUCGGUAGCGUCAUCGGGCAGGCCCGAUGAUGACUGUAGCAAUGUGACCACGGCGACUGGAGAUGGUGAUGCCGGUCUGUCAGUAGUCAGGCAGAACGAUGGCGGUGGUGCCACAACGUAUCCUCAUCCGCCAAUGGUGCCUCCAACAUUUCUGAACGGAGCUCUAUCCUGUCAGCCCUACCACGGCGUCUACAUCAAUCACAUCUACUUCCAAUUGGCCAACGCGUUCUUCCUAUUGUCACAUCUGGCACCGAGUGGUAUCCACGGUGUUCUCUACUUGCGGUGUACCCUCUUAGUUGGCUGUGCCUUCCUAGCUUUAUGGGGAUGGGCCAUCGCUUGCUGGCUGGAUGCUGCACUCUGGAACGCUCUGUUCGUGGCCAUCAACUUCAUUCACGUCUGCACCUUGCUGUACAGACUGAGACCAGUGAAAUUUUCCCGAGAAGUCGAGGAUGUCUACGUAGCUGUGUUUCAGCCCUUGAGGGUAUCCAGGCAUCAGUUCAAAAAAAUCUUGAAUUGUAUGAAGGUCAUUCGGCAGCUGAAGUAUCAGGAAGUCUAUGCCCAGGAGAAGGUUACCAAAGUCGACUCUCUGUCUCUGGUGCUCUCCGGCAAAUUGGUAGUAUCACAAAAUGGAAGAGCACUUCACAUUGUCUUCCCGCAUCAGUUCCUGGAUUCGCCUGAAUGGUUCGGAGUUUCUACAGAUGAAUACUUCCAGGUAUCAAUAACGGCAAUGGAGGAGUCGCGAAUAUUACUCUGGCACCGAGAUAAAUUAAAACUGAGCAUAAUUACGGAUCAGUUUUUACAAGCAGUCUUUGAUCACAUCCUUGGCCGGGACGUCGUGAAGAAACUCAUGCAGCAGCAGGAGAUCCCAAUGCCUGGCGAUUGGGAAGGAUCGAAGAGACUGACCACGAGACGCCUGUCUAACCCAGGGGUCACAAUUUGGGCACACAUUCAUCAUCCUCUGCAGUCAAUAACGGAAGGCCGUGAAUAUCUUAAAGAACAAGAAGAGAAAAAUUGGUGAAAUAACAGAAACUAAGCGGCAGCCGACAUAACGUCAACAGGAAGAAGAAGAAAAAUAGGACAACGUGAAGUGGUGUGUGUGUAUGCGUGUUUAUCCAUAUGAAAAUAUCAUUUGUGUUAGCUGCUGUGUGCGUGUAUGAGUGUUCCUGUGUAUGCGUGUGAUAUAUAUACAUAUAUAGUUUAUCCAAUGUGACUUUGUCAUCCCAUGGUCUCCGAGUACCUAGUCAAACAGUUGAGUACCACGACUGAGGACGAAUGGCCGACGAAGAAGACUCACGACUGACUUUGAUCGCCACGUGCGAUAGUCCCGUACUAAUUUAUCGUACCGAGGUCAUAAACGUAUUGAUAUGGUCACGAGAGAACAGAAAGAAUUAAUGAUUCCUUUUGUAACUCCGAAAUGCUUCCGUAUUUCUUCCCGUCGAGCGACCCAAUGUUUGCGCCUCGUAACGCGUCCGGUAGUGCUUUUUCUAUUUUGCUACUAUUCACGUAUGCUUCGAGCGUUUGCUUAUUUAUUUAACUGUUUUUCUGUUCGACCCUUUUGAUCAUUGGAUUAUUAAGUUGUUGCUUCUUUAUACGUCGUUGGCUUUUGGAGCCAACACCAGUUAUUGUUUUUUGGCUCUUUUGCGUUUUUCAAGAAAGCGAUUUUUAUACCUGGCAAAUUUGCUGCGCUUUUUACUUUCCUUAGGUUAGCUAGGGAGUACAAUGAAGAAGAAGAAAAUAAUGGAGUCGUCUAGGUUAUGGCCACGUGGUACGAGCUAUAAUAUCAUUUUAACCCGUAGUCCGUCGACACUUUGAAGGUCGAAAUAUAACAACUUUUCUUGCACAUUCUCAUAUAAAUGUUGUUCCAUGUGUCGGUCUAUGUGCAUGAGUCACCAGGUGACGCCAAGUGACGUCAUACGGGCGGACUAAGGGCUGAAAGCGACUACUGAUGCGUACAUAUAUAUAUAUAUACAUAGUAGAGUAUCAAACACACACGUAUUAUUGUAUGUACGCUAGAUCUUAAUACUCAGAAUGUAAAGUUCCAAGCGUUUGGCGUAGCUUAACUGUUCCGUUGACAGCAUCUGCCAAAGGUACAUUAUCUCUGGUCAGGAUAGAAUGUCCUUUUCUUUUUCUUUGGUAAUACACAUCCUCUUGCUCUUCUUCUCGGUCACUGCCAAUAUGUCUCGGCUGAAGAUAUUUAUACUCGAGAUAAAUGAUGAUGGUGACGUUAAUUAAUACUCGCGUACAUCUUAAUUGAUUCUAGAAACGUCGUACAGUGUGUUGUGAUGUUGUUUAUGUCAUUCAGUCAAAAUCGUGCGAUGACGAUCCUCCUCAUACAUCUUUCCAUCAGUCUCGAUCACUCUCCUUAGGGUAGUGCAUCCGUUUGGCUGAUUACGAAGAGGUUAAACCCCAUUCACACGAAUUCUCCUUUAGUCGCUCUUUGGAAAAUGUUCUAUUGUAUUUCUCAUUUAUGGCUACUGGCAUGCUCCGCAGACGAGAAGGUGUCUCUGCAAAAGUUCUGAAACUGCUUGCAAAAGCAGCACGUGCUUUUUCGCUCAUGUCACGCUUUUUUUUAAAUCCGAUUAACGAUUUCGCGUAUAUCCGAUAAGUGCGCUGCUGUCGCAUUUACAGAAAAAAAUUGAAUGUCAGGUCACUGUAGAAUGUUUACGUAUCAUUUGUACGACAAAGGGAGAAAAGGAAAAAGAGUGUCUAUAUUAGUACAUUAUAAUACAAGUGCGGAAAGUUGGUGAUUCCUACGAGUGUGACACGUUUCAGAAUCGAGGCAAACGUCACACGAGUAGGAAUCACCAACCCGCACGCGUAUCAUAUACUAUUUUUUGCAACAACGUACGGAAAGUUCGCAGGAUAUGCACCAAAAAGAAGAACGAAAUGGCCGAUUCUUGAUGAGUUCAGAGUGUGCGGGAAUCAUAACAUUCCCGUCACUUAUCAAGAAUGGACCAUUUUGUGCUUGUUUUUUGGUGCACAAACUGUAUAUUUUCCGUACAGCGUUGCAAAAUAGUAUAUUGUGCAACGAGGGCGAAAACGAGCGUUUUCGCUCUGCUGUUGAAGAAAAUACAUUUUCAUGUGAUCCAUGUAGUUAGUAGAUUUCCUUUUGUCAUUUAUUUCUAUUGUAAAUUGUAAUCUGACGAUCAGGGAAUUUGAUAUGUCGAUACGGCAGAUUUUACAAUUGAAAUUCUUUGGGAAAUGUCUAUCCGUAAUCUUUGUACGUUACCUGUGUCGUUGUUUAGAAUUGAGAUAUGGCACUUGCAAAGUAUCCUCCCUCUCUCUACUGAACUUGAGUUCGAAAUGUUGAGCGAAAAACGACUUCCGCUAUUUUAUAAUUGAAGCAAUGCUUGAGCAGCUGUUGAAUUGGCGAUAAGUAAAAUCAUGACGUAAGAAUAUGGUAGCUAAGUGGGUGUGGCCUUGUGCGACAAAUUCGCAAGUUCAAAUUUGACUGUAUUGCGAACAAGUGACGGACAGAGGGAAAGGACUUGUCGUACGUUACAUUGUGGCAUUUUGCAAGUAACGAAAAAAAUAGUAACCGAGAAAGUGAUAGAGGAAACAGAAACGGGGUGGUGCAGAUUGACCACAUGUUUUUAAAACCAUUCAUCUGUCGUGAGAUGCAGUACGAGCUGUACAUACAAGUUAUAAAUAUGUAUAUAACAUUAUCUAAAGAGAUUAUAUCCACCGUACGAUCAAUUCGCAAGAACUGUUUGGAGAAGACUCGUUACGUCAUAUUAACUAUGAUGUAAUAUUAUGUCAUUAUUAUUAUUAAGUGGGCGUUCCUUAUUGUCUGCACUAUGUUUGGAUGACCAAUCGCUUACUGCUACUAAUUUUCCCCUACCUGUGCCAGCAGCUACGCCCAUUAGUCAUUGGCGUGGGCAAGAGUAUGAAUUUCUUUGGUUAUCUUUGGCUUUGAUAAUUGGCAUAUAUUCGAGCCAUAGUUAAUCAAUUGUCGAGGGCACUUUCAACUUGGCUAUUUUGAAUUGUCGGAUGUGAGUUAUUAUCAUUGCCUUGUUUGCUGAAAUCUGGAAAGUCAAAUAGUGUUUCAGCUAACAGAGAUAUUAUGGAUGCCUUGGGAAUUCAGUUUGAAUGCCUUGUAUCCCUUUUUGGAGCUUAAUACUUUCGUACGAGUCGAGUAAACUCACGGUUAAUGUGAAUAGAUCUUAGAGACAAAAUCCCAUAUGCCUUGAGGAAUGUGGAUUGAGUGACAGGUAUAGUUACUCGAUCGGAGGGACAAACGUGUAUUUUGUUGAGAGUAGAGAUAAAUUUAUGCGAUUUGUAAUGAUAUCAGAUUGUUCUGGUAUGGACAGAGUGAUCAAAAUAUAUGAAUGUAUUGUUUAGAAAUCCUAUAUGAUUAAAAACAAUAUGGAAUGUA